CAACUCUUCCUCCGCCCCGACCCCGCGCCCGGCGUCCUCCGCGGUUGCGCCAGCUGCGUGCACCGCCGUUCAAAACGGGCCCGGCGUUCUCGGGGCGGCCCGCGUGCUGCGCAGGCGUGAAGGGCCAGGCGCUGCAGCCGCCGUCAUGGCCUGUGUCAACCCUGUGCCUAAACUUUACAGAUCUGUAAUUGAAGAUGUAAUUGAAGGAGUGCGGGAACUGUUUGCUGAAGAAGGUAUAGAGGAACAGGUCUUGAAAGACUUAAAGCAGCUCUGGGAAACCAAGGUUCUGCAGUCUAAGGCAACAGAAGACUUCUUCAGAAACAGGGUUCACGCACCUGUCUUCACCCUGCAGUUGCCACAGGGCUUGCACCAGACAUUGCAAUCAACAGCAUCAUUAGUUAUUCCUACUGGUAGAACUCUUCCAAGUUUUACCGCAGCGGAACUGGGCACCUCAAAUUGCAAUGCAAACCUGACUUUUCCUGGUUAUCCUAUUCAUGUGCCAGCAGGUGUGACGCUACAGACUGCAUCUGGUCACCUUUAUAAAGUCAGUGUACCGAUUGUGGUGACACAGACCUCGGGAAGGACAGGUGUGCUUCAGCAUCCAAUCCAGCAAGUACUGCAGCCUGGGCAGCCCUCGGUAAUACCCACCAGUGUUCCGCCCCUGAGCCCAUGCACUCUUCAGGCAACUACUGAGAACUCACAGCGAGUGGAGACUGUGCUGCAACAACCUACGCUUCUGUGUUCUGCCCCUGGGAGGAGGAAGCACUUAGAAACUGGCACCAGUGAUGUGGUUGUGCCUCCUGCAACUGAGCGUACAGUUACGUCUGAAGCUUUGCGGAGUCAGCAGGGGAGCUCUCUGUGCAGCCAUCUUCCAGGUGGUGCUUUUCCCUCGCACGUCUUGGAGACAGAUUCUACUGUGGAUUCAGGGCUGCGUGUUUCAACCAGCAUGACUCAAAAUCUGCGUGGUGGGCCCCUCUCCACAAGCCCUCAGGGGGCUUCCCGCCAGCAUGGUGACGCUCAGCUUCACAUUCUUAAAAACAAGAUGUAUGGAUGUGAUUCAGCAAAGCAACCAAGAAAUACAGAGGAACCCUGCAGUCUGCCUGUCUCAGAGAAGGAAUCUAAUUCUCAGGUGGAUUUAAACAUUCAUAAAACCGAUGAUGAUACUAAUGAAAUAAUUCAAAUAGAUGGGACCGGUGAUGCAUCUUCCAAUGAAGAACUAGGAGGUUCAAGAGAUGUAGAUGAGAGUGAAUUUCUAGGAAUUAUCGAUGCAGGAGAUCUGAAGGUACUUGAAGAAGAAGCUGACAGCAUAUCAAAUGAAGGUUCAACUGCAAACAGUAGUGAUAAUGAAGACUCCCAAAUAGGCACUGUGGAAGAGGACCCUUUAAAUUCCGGAGAUGAUGUUAGUGAGCAGGAUGUGCCAGACCUGUUUGACACGGAUAAUGUAAUUGUCUGUCAGUAUGAUAAGGUACUGUAUUCACCCACUGGACCUUGGCUUAUUAAUUACCUUUAGUAGAAAGAUAUGGAAAGUGAUGGCAAAUACAAUGAUUCAUCGAAGCAAGAACAAAUGGAAGUUCUAUUUGAAAGAUGGUGUUAUGUGUUUUGGAGGGAGAGACUAUGUAUUUGCAAAAGCCAUUGGUGAUGCAGAGUGGUAAACCUUAUGAGCUCAGUGUGUUACUUUUGUAAACAUCAGUGGGGCUAUAUUGCAGAUUGUGAAGCUUAUUUCUGUUUUAAAUAUAGUCCAGUGUAGAGCUGCUCAAAUUUCUAUUUCACUCAAUGGAAUUUAAUAAAAUUAUAGUUCAGGUGUAGGUACCA
Oryctolagus cuniculus (rabbit) is the source of this 1812-nucleotide messenger RNA. The record is from RefSeq and is a predicted model, not a curated record. Lineage: Eukaryota; Metazoa; Chordata; Mammalia; Lagomorpha; Leporidae.